Messenger RNA from Erigeron canadensis, 1949 nucleotides. RefSeq lists its product as uncharacterized. The transcript is spliced from 16 exons. Lineage: Eukaryota; Viridiplantae; Streptophyta; Magnoliopsida; Asterales; Asteraceae. The record is from RefSeq and is a predicted model, not a curated record. Gene Ontology annotation, biological process: peptidyl-lysine monomethylation. Gene Ontology annotation, molecular function: protein-lysine N-methyltransferase activity. Bases 38 to 1672 code for a protein of 544 amino acids.
ACAAAAAUUAAAAUAGACACUCAAUUUUUUUGCAGCCAUGGGAAGCUAUGAAGAAACGAAGCUUCAGCUUUUUCUUGAAUGGUUAAAGUUAAAUGGAGUGGAAUUGCGAGGCUGUAACAUCAAGUACAGUGAUUUCAAUAAAGGGCUUGGUGUAUAUUCAUCUCAUGGUGUUGCUGAUGGGAUUCCGCUGGUGGUUCCUCUUAAUUUGGCUAUAACUCCAAUGAGGGUCUUACAAGAUCCAAUACUUGGACCCGAAUGCUCUGCGAUGUAUGAGGAUGGAGAUGUGGACGAUAGAUUAUUGAUAUUGUUGUUUCUUACUUUUGAGUAUAAAAGAAAGAACUCUUCAUGGAAACCGUACCUUGAUAUACUUCCCACUUCUUUCGGAAGUCCACUUUGGUUCUCCGAUGAUGAGCUUUUGGAGCUAAAAGGAACCACAUUGUUUAAGGCAACUGAAUUGCAGAAGAAAAGUUUGCGGUCAUUGUAUGAUGAGAAAGUGAAAAACUUAGUGAAGAAGCUUUUGGUUCUUGAUGGUGACUUACAAAGUGAAGUUUCUUUCAAUGACUUUCUCUGGGCUAAUUCAAUAUUUUGGACCCGUGCUCUGAGUAUACCUCUUCCUCGCGCCUCUGUAUUCCCUCAAGUUCAAGAAGAACAACAAAAUUAUAUGGAUGGUGAUAAUGGCAAAAAAAACGAGGUUGAAAGUAAUGCUGAUGGGGUCAAUUCAUAUUUGGUACAAGAAGAGACUGUUUGGGUCGAAGGUCUUGUCCCUGGCAUUGACUUUUGCAACCACGAUUUGAAGGCUGCAGCAACAUGGGAAGUUGAUGGAACAGGAGCAGCAACCGGUGUUCCUUUGUCCAUGUAUCUUCUUUCUGUUGAAGAAGCUCAUCAUCAAAUUGGAGAAGAGAUAUCAAUUAGCUAUGGUAACAAAGGAAAUGAGGAACUUCUAUACCUAUACGGGUUUGUCACUGAUAAUAAUCCGGAUGAUUAUAUCAUGAUUCACUAUCCGGCAGAAGCUAUUAAGGAUGUACCAUCGUCGGAAACCAAACUACAACUUCUGGGAGCACAUAAAGCUGAAAUGAGGUGUCUUUUAUCAAAGAGUUUACUUGAUCGUGGGUUCUUCUCAAAUAAAGAAGAAACCGAUGAUAAAGGUGAAGGGACUGGAGUUCCUGACUAUAGUUGGAGUGGUCAACGCAAGACACCAUCUUACUUGAAGAAGCUCGUUUUUCCUGAAGAGUUCCUGACCUGCUUGAGGACAAUAGCCAUGCGGGAAGAUGAGAUAUUCGUGGUUACAUCAUUGCUCCAAGGGGUGAACACCUAUUCGCACGCUUGUUAUUAUGGGGAAAGACAACCAUCAGAUUUAGAAGUUCGUGCAGCUAUAUGGGAAGCUUGUGGGGAUUCAGGCGCCCUACAAUUGCUUGUUGAUCUUCUUAAUACGAGGAUGAUGGAUCUUGAAGAGGGUUCGGGAACUGAAGAUUCGGACACUCAACUACUUGAAAAGUAUGCUUACUGUAAAACAACUGAAGAUACCAAAAGCAAUAGCAUUGAUAAGAAGCAAGAACUGAGUAGAAACAAAUGGGCAAGCAUAGUGUACAGGCGAGGUCAAAAGCAACUCACGCGACAGUUCCUGAAAGAAGCAGAACAUGCGUUGCAAUUAGCUUUAAGCGAAGGCAAUUAAUUCACAGCAGGGGAAACUAAUUUCACCGGAUUUCUAACUACUAAAUUAAAGACUUGAUCUCGAAAGUCAGUCCAUGUAAACUGAUUAUUGGUUCAUCACUUUCUAGGACCAUGAUUUUGUAAGAUGCUCAAUGAUUCAAAGUUACCGGGAUUCAAAUGCAUUAAGUUGCUUGUUUUGUCGUACCAAGGCUGAUGUGCAGUUUGCACUCGGCAGUAUAUGUAACUAUCUGGAUCAAAUGUCAUUAUCAAUAAAUUGGCAUGGAGUUUUGUAGGUUGUA